Messenger RNA from Sordaria macrospora k-hell, 2484 nucleotides. RefSeq lists its product as uncharacterized. Gene Ontology annotation, biological process: nucleoside metabolic process. The record is from RefSeq and is a predicted model, not a curated record. Gene Ontology annotation, molecular function: protein binding; catalytic activity. NCBI's taxonomy places the organism in Eukaryota, Fungi, Ascomycota, Sordariomycetes, Sordariales, Sordariaceae. Gene Ontology annotation, cellular component: kinesin complex.
AUGGGGGACGAUCUCAAGUACGCCGCUCCUGCAAGCAAAAACGGCUUUGAGAUUGCGAUACUCUGCGCACUACCCAAGGAACGAGCAGCUGUUUUGUUACUCCUCGACGAUCUCUGGGAUGGAAGGGGCAGUGACCGGCACCGAUAUGCUAGGGCCCAAGGGGACUGCAACAUCUACACGCAUGGGCGGAUCGGGAGGUUCCAUGUGGUUAUUGUCCUUCUUGACACCAUGGGCAAAGUCCCGGCUGCCGGUGCAGCUACCGCCAUCCGAAUCGGUUACCCCAAUAUUUCCCUAGCCCUGAUCGUCGGCAUUUGCGCCGGGGUGCCAUUCCCCAAGAAGAGUCAGGAAGUCAUCCUUGGCGACAUCAUUAUCAGCAACAUCCUGAUUCACCGCGACUUUGGAAGACAACACUCCGAUCACUUUAAGGCCAAGGUUGAAGCCGAGCAUGUGUACGGCCGACCGAACAAGAAUAUUCGGAGCUUGCUUAGGUCGCUGGGAGACGAUGGUUGUCCUGAGGUCGAAGAACAAGCUGCAAAGUACCUACGGCAGCUUCAGGAGAAAGAUGAUACGGACCCAAAGCGGGAAACCGGCAAAUACAAAUACCCUGGAGUAGACAAGGACAAACUUUUUGACGAUGCUUACGAACAUAAACAUCACGACCCUACCUUGGAUUGCGGCUGUUACACACAAGGUUCUAUCUGUGAGAGAUCCCGGGAAAUUGAGUGUGAUGAACUCGGCUGCGACAGCAAUUGGUUGGUUCCGAGGCAAAGGCUUACUCGACAUCGUGCCCAAGGAUCGUCCCCGCUUCCUCAGAUACACAUUGGCCGUAUGGGGUCCGGAGACAGUGUCAUACGCUCUGCGCAGCACCGCAAUGCUCUUGCUGCAGAAGAAGUCAUCGGCAUAGAGAUGGAGGGUGCGGGAGCUUGGGACGAACUGCCUUCUAUUGUGAUCAAAGGGGUAUGUGACUACGCUGACAGCCACAAAAGUAAAAUGUGGCAGGACUAUGCGGCGGCUACUGCUGCAUUAGUUGCGAAGGCUGUUUUGGAUGAGUACUUAGGGAGUGGAAGGACCAAAGGCGGUCACUAUAGAGUCAAAUUCUCUCUUCGGGGUAUGCCGAUAUCAAACAACUUCGUGCCUCGACCCUCUGAUAUUACUGAUAUUGAGAAAUCUCUUCUUCCUUGCCACCAGAAAAAACAAGGGUGCAAUGUCUUUGUUCUUCACGGGCUCGGCGGAAUUGGGAAAACUCAACUAGCUGUCAACUUUGCACGGCAAUACAAAGCUGCCUUCAGUGCCAUCUUUUGGCUAGACGGCACAUCAGAAGACAGCCUUAAACAAAGCUUUGCCAGUUGUGCAAAGAGGAUACCAAAAGACCAGAUUCCUGAGAAUAUCAGAAGUCCAAAAACAGGCGAUGAAGUCGAUCUCAACGAUAUUGCGGAGCACGUACAAGAGUGGCUCGCAAAAGAUGAUAAUGUCGAUUGGCUUUUGAUCUUCGAUAACGUUGAUCUGGAUCAUACGCAAGGAGAAAUACCGGGCGCUUAUGACAUUCGAAAAUAUCUUCCGAGUGACCACGGCGCAGUCUUGAUUACAUCCCGGUUGUCCAAGCUAGCACAGCUUGGCGAAUCCAAGCGCAUUGAAUCUGCUGACCCAGACUUGAGUAAGAAAAUAUUCGAGAAGUGGUACGGGAAGGAACUAAGUGAGUUGCUACAUUUAUUAGGAGGUCUGCCACUUGUACUCGCGCAAGCCGCUGCAUAUAUGGGAGAAUUAAACCUUCAUGUCGCUUCGUAUAUUCGCCUAUAUGAGCAGCAGUGGGAUGAACUCUUCCAGAAUACGGACUCCAGCCUGCCAGACUACGGUAAUCGCAGCGUGUGGACGACGUGGACGAUAUCGUUCAACGCAAUCGAGACGAGGGAUAAGAACGCUGGGAAUCUGCUCCGGCUUUGGGCUUUUCUCGACAAUAGAGAAAUGUGGCACAGUCUACUGCAAGUGGCCAUAAAUGACCAGGAGCUAUGGCCCAAAUGGCUCCGCGAUAUAGCAUGCAACGAGGUUAAGUUUUUCAACAUAUUGAGACUGCUGCUCCGCUACUCUAUGAUCGAGGCACGAGAGUCCGAGCAAAGCAACUACAGUAUGCAUCCCGUAGUACAUAGAUGGAUAUCGCAUAUACAAGAUGACUCUCGGAAGAGAGUGUUUCUACGGCUAGCGGUAAUGUUAAUAGGUUUUUCAGUGCCUCACAUUACGACUAAGAAUUAUUGGGUACUCCAGCGACGGCUUCUCCCUCAUGCGGAGAGGUGCUUACGGUGGAUGGGAAAAUUAGAAGGAGGAGAGUGCAACAUGGAAGACAUUACCAUGGGUCAUGCAACAAAUAGCUUGGGCAACCUCUACUCGGAUCACGGCCGGCUAAGGAGGCUGAACAAUGUAUCAGCGAGCGCUAGAAGGCUACGAGAAGGCGGUCGGACCGGAUCAUACGUCGACUCUCGAUACAGUUAA